Messenger RNA from Drosophila willistoni, 699 nucleotides. RefSeq names its product basic-leucine zipper transcription factor A. Bases 1 to 699 code for a protein of 232 amino acids. The transcript has a single exon. Lineage: Eukaryota; Metazoa; Arthropoda; Insecta; Diptera; Drosophilidae. The record is from RefSeq and is a predicted model, not a curated record.
AUGACUGUGGCAACGGCCGCUAAAUUGGGUUACAAUUAUCAGGCAGCUGCUGGAGAUCGUCGUUUUGCCGGACUUAUUGAUGAUGAGGCAACUGGGUUCAGUGCAGUGGGUAGCCAACAGCAACAGCAGCAACAACAACAACUGCAACAAAACCAACUGCAACCAUUGGCCCCAUCUGACGAUGAGUUUAGCAAGGAGUUUUAUACGUAUUCAGCACCCGAGGAAGACUUUGCUGAUCGUGAUGCCACCGACCAAAUUGCCACAAUGUUGAAACGUAAUUUACGUGUACUUUUCAUCAAAUCACCUGAGCAUCAGGGUCUAACAAAUGCUGCCCUUCAGUUGGCCAAACAGGCCAGCGAACAGCGUACGGCCAUUUAUGUUUUAACCAAGCAAGCGGAUGUUGCCCAACUGGCUCAACGUUUGCAAACUGAGAACCAGAAUCAGUCUCACAAGCCUGAGGUGCAUUUCGUUAAAUAUCGUACGCCUGAGGAUGCUGUGCGUGCCCAGCAGCUUAUCCAGCAGCAAUUUGAUGCCUUGGGCGGCAGUUCACGUAGCUCGGAUGAGGGAGUGGCUCCUGUGCUUGACUUUAGCUCGGCGCCCACAUCCGUUCAGAGCAAAGAGUCAUCAGCUCAAGCUCAGGUUGCUGGUGGUGUUCCAAACUCAAAGUAUUUACCGGCGGCGUCGCUACGCAGUAGAUAA